Molecule: messenger RNA, 1695 nt
Organism: Echinococcus granulosus
Lineage: Eukaryota; Metazoa; Platyhelminthes; Cestoda; Cyclophyllidea; Taeniidae
Exons: 7
Coding region: 1-1695 (564 amino acids)
Source: RefSeq, a predicted model, not a curated record
AUGUCUCCAGCAGGCGCCCAUUCUCAGAACAGACAGGACAUUCAGCAUACGGCCGAAAAGACCGUUUCUGCUUCGCGUGGGUGUCUAGAGCCGUGCAUCCGAAAGGUCUUCAAACAUCUCACCUCUACCAAUUUGGCAUUUUCUUCUGACGAGGAGUGUGCUUCCACCACCGCUGAGGGAACUGACGCCGUCUCACAGCCGCCCUCCCAGGAUGUGUUCGUCCCCUUUCCACGCACCUCCGGGGUUCGUAUCUCCCCCUCAGGCCUUAUGGUGGCUUUCGGGCUUCAUCAACCCCUUGUAGAAAUUGUUCAAGCUGCUAGUCCAGUGCCUCUAGCAUCCACUCGCACACCUCGCUCCUUCCACGACUACCUUCAGCUCACAGAGGGCAAGGAACACCUCUUUUGCAAGGCUGCAGACAGGCAACAAAGGUUAUUGCAGACUGGAGAUCAGGCAGUGGGUGAUACUUGUAGCCAGUUAAAAAGGUCGCUGAGUGCGGAUGCUGUCUGUGCUGGUGUUGUUAGAGAGACAAUACCAGGUACUUCCAGUUCCUCCCUAAUGACACAUGGAUCGCCAAAAAAUGCCAAUCGAAGACGCCACUUUUCAGGAAAGACCUCUGGCGAAUCUAGGAAGGUAUCCACUGCCUCUACUGGAAAGGCACCAGUCGUGGGCACCGAGCAGCCUACAAUAGUGAAUCAAAGAACGCAGAUGCGUAGAACAUCCUAUGCCACGCGUUUCACUCCUUUCCAUGCUUCAAAUUCCCUUCGAAAGGCCUCUUUUGAUCGAACUCGUUCUAACGACUUGGGUAGGAGAACCGGGCUGUCAAAUGCAUACUACAGUGAUGAGAGACGUACUAAGAUGGGUGCUCGUAAAAUUUCCGGUUCUCCUAGGCUCUCUCACUUUCUAUCCCUCGGGGACGUCCAGAGCUUGACAAUGAUGGGUUUCGCAAUGGCCGCGAUCGACGCGCAGUCCAGUCCGCCAGCCCUCCUCCUCACUGCGCCAUCGCAAGUCGCCGCUGUAGCUUUGAAGCAACCGCAACGCACCUCCUUCACCUACUUCCGGCCUUGCCCCCUUGAACAACAAAAGAGCCCACUUCGGCGCGCAUUUCAACAGGUGCACCAGUCCGCCACUGGGAUACAGGCAUCGCGAAGAUCCAAGUCGACUGCAAUGCUACCCAACUUAGCUCUUCUGGAAGCUCAUGAACCGCUCACCUUGACGUCUAUGGAGAGGGCAGACGAGCAAUCACAAAGCGCUACUCUCUUCAUUAAAAGGGCGUCUCUGAAACCCACCACGGGAGACUCCACACCCACUCGAACGUCACACCAGGCAACAACUGUCAAAUCCGAUAAAAGUCUUACCGACCAGUCUACAUAUGAGAACGGAACGAGUGUCCCUUCGUACGCGAGGACACGGUCGAGCAGUUGUUCAGUCAAUCCUUUACCUUCGACCGAGAGCAUAACCACGGACCCUUCGGAGUCACCUCAACCUUCUUCACCUGGUACUGCUCCAUGCUACAAGGUCUCCGUUACAACCGAUAUUGCCGGUUCCGAGGUGUUUCGAAGUCGUCAAAGCUCCGAAGAAAUCGCCAACAUCGCUCUCCUUCAGCAGCACUUUCGGGAACAAGUGCUGAUGGACAUUGGUGGGGUUACUGGCGAGGAGCCUCAACAGGACGCUCCUUACACCUCUCACGUUUGGUGA